This is a messenger RNA of Penicillium daleae, 183 nucleotides long. RefSeq lists its product as uncharacterized. Gene Ontology annotation, biological process: proton transmembrane transport. The coding region runs from base 1 to 183 and encodes 60 amino acids. Gene Ontology annotation, molecular function: proton-transporting ATPase activity, rotational mechanism. Gene Ontology annotation, cellular component: proton-transporting V-type ATPase, V0 domain. The transcript has 2 exons. Lineage: Eukaryota; Fungi; Ascomycota; Eurotiomycetes; Eurotiales; Aspergillaceae. The record is from RefSeq and is a predicted model, not a curated record.
AUGGCAAUCUGUCCGAUAGCGAAGCUAAUAUCUUCAUUUAAAACCUAUAGUGUCUGGCGAAGCACACUUAUCCUCUCCUUUGUGUCUUGUUAUUUGAUGUGGGCAAUCGUUUUCAUGGCCCAGCUUCAUCCUCUCAUCGCGCCUAAGAGGGCUGAUAUCCGGCCUGACCGGGUACCAGAGUAA